Molecule: messenger RNA, 2556 nt
Organism: Phyllostomus discolor (pale spear-nosed bat)
Lineage: Eukaryota; Metazoa; Chordata; Mammalia; Chiroptera; Phyllostomidae
Gene: STPG3
Product: sperm-tail PG-rich repeat containing 3
Exons: 3
Coding region: 90-1265 (391 amino acids)
Source: RefSeq, a predicted model, not a curated record
AGGCGGGGGGAGGGGCACGUCGGGCCGAAGAGGUCACAAAGCCGCACGAUGUCACAGGUCACCGUGGAAGGCAGCCAGAGACCCUGACAAUGAAUUUUGACCAGAAAGCUGUGAAAUUCCUGGCAAACUUUUACAUCAAUGGAGGCAAACACUGGACCCACGGCCCCCUGAGGUUGAAGUCAUUGGUGCCAGCCCAGCCACUUCGAGGGCGAGGGGAGGGGGGCGGGGCAGCUCAAGGGGGCCGCCGGCAGUGUGGGUGGACCCAGGCUGUCCUGUCUUGCAGGCCCAAGGAUGCCGUUUGGCGGUGCCCGGGCGUGGGCGCCGCCUGGGAGAUGUGGCCCCCCGCGGUGGUGCUGGAGUCCCCGGAGGGCCUCAGGAUGCGGAGGGGCCCCUUCCAGGAGUCCCGGCAGAACUGCACCCGUGGCCUGAAGGAGCUGUGUGAGUGGGGGUCCCCAGUCCGGUCCGGAGAGGCGGGGCAGAGGCGGGAGGGGCCUCGCGAGAGGACCCAGGAGCCGAGCUUGCUUCCCCUCAGGGCUGGAGCAACGCCCCCCCAUCGUCACCGACCCGGACGUCCCCGGCCCCGCCAAGUACGGUGUGCCCGACGCUUCGGUGCGCGAAUCCUCCCCGCACCCCCACUUCAGCAUCGGCCGCAAGCACCCCGCCCCCGGUGCGUGCUCCUCCCCGCGUCCCGCCCCCCUCCCGGGCUCCCCAGUCCUGGAAGUGGGGCCGCACCCCCAGCCUGCCCUCCCCAACGACACUGCCCCCCUGCAGAGGGUGGCGGCCGCAGGGCGUGGCAGACCGUGUGGUUGCAAAGUGAUAGCCCCUUCACGCAGAAAGUCGACUUCUGCUGGGAGCAAAAGUGGCCAUCGCCCGCGGACUACCGUCCACUCAGCGGCCCUGCUUUCCCGGCCUUCAGCUUCGGGGCCCCCCGCCCUGCCUCCAAGACCCGCGAUGCGCGCGCGCGUCCGGCGCUGCCUCGGGCCCGCGGUGCAGGUCCCCGGGCCCGGCCCCUGUCGCAGCUUCCCAGCCCCAGCACCUAUGACAUCCUUCCCGGGUGCCGCCUGCGGGGCCCGCGUUCGCCCGCCUUCACCAUGAGCCGCUCCCCCGCGUUCGCCUCCUGGCUCAGCUCCUCCCACACCCCCGGCCCAGCCGCCUACUACGUGGAGGAUUGCUAUAACUCGCGCUUCCCCUCGGCGCCCGGAGUGGUCAUCCAGGGCGUGCGAAGACCCAAGCGCCAUGAUACAGGCCCCUUCUGCGCGCUUUAGAGCCGUCUGGGCAGUUAUCGCAUGGACCUCGCCCCCCCCCCCCCCCCCCCGCCCCGCGCCUUCCAGACCUAAUUUAGGACUCAGCGACCCCAGUCUGGCCAUCCAACCCUCUGGCACCCCGCCUGGAUCUACGCUGCCGGCCAGCUAACCAUUCCGUGAGCUGUGGACAAGGAGAGCCCAGCCCAGAGCCCCUGCUUGCUGUAAGAGAUGGUUCUUCUGAGCUCUGCCGUGUGCCUGGCUGCCAUUCUCCCGUGGUGAGCUGUCCUGCAGGGGAGUCUUUCCCUGGCCAGGGGCCUCCCCUUGCUUCCCCUCACAUGUUCUCUUCUCUACGACGGGCGGGUGGCAGCCUGAGACUUCCUGGCCUGGGCCAGUACGGGAGGGGUCCUUCUGGGCAGUGCAGGACCCCAGCUGCCAGUCUACCCAAGAGCCAGGCCGCUGGCCGAGCCAAGAAACUGACUUUCGGGGCAGAGGUCGGGGCCAGGCUCCCUGAACUGCUAUCUUGAGGAGGUCAGCCUGACCAGCCACCGAGGAGGGCCUAGAGGGCUAGGUUGGCAGGGCCUGGCCCUCUCCUCUCUCCCCAGGCACCUGCCCAGAGACCCUGCCGACUUGUCCCGGGCCCUGCAGGCCAAGCCACAGCUACUGGACUCCCUGGGCCUUCCCCAGUUAGGGCCCUGUCCUGUUGGGGUAGCCUGGCCUCCCACCAAGGGGUGGACCCCAAGGCAGACUGCAACGGGGUGGUUACGGUGGUCCAUGAACCCUUCUGCAGGGAGGCCAAGGCCCAGGGAGUCCGAGAGUGUUCACCUGUGACCUCGGGCUGAUCCAGCUGGGGGUGGAGCCCCGGCAUGCCAGGGGAUCAGUGGGAUUGCACACAGGUGUUGUGCAGCUGACCAGCGCGGCCAGCAGGCAGCUGAGCUGUGGGAGCCCAGCCCAGGUGUGGGAGCCAGGAGCCCUGCUCACAGCCGCACCACCAGCCACUGAGAGCUGAAAGCCAGCAGUGGGAUGAGCAGGAAGGAUGGAGCAAUUCCCUCCCGCUGGGCUCAGGAGAGAGGGCUUCCUGGGGGAGGAAGUGCGGGAACGGGCUCUCAAGGAUGAGCAGGAGCGAAGGGAAUUUCUAGCAGAGCAAACCUUGACAUAGGAGAAGGGAGGGGGUGUGGCAUGUGGGGUGGUGGGCUCGGGGACAGGGCUGGUGGUGUGGAAGGUGAGCUGGAGGGAUUGGAGGCGCCGCGGAUGCUGGGCCCACCCACUCCGCAUGCUCUGGCACCCCGGGGACCCACACUCCCAGCCCCAGCCU